AUGUUGUUCGCAAAGUCCGCCUUCCUUUUGUCCUUGUUCGCUCUCAGCAACAUCGCCGUUGCUGCCGAUUCCUCCGCCUGUCUCCUUUCCGCCCUAGGCUCGGAGAAAAGUCCCGGUGACUUGAAGGCCGUCUGCGUCGACAGAGUGCAGAAGAAGAUCGCGGAUGCCUGCAGUGGUGAUGAUAAGGAGGAUGCUCUGAAGCAAUUCGCCGACACUUGCUCUUCCGCGGGCCACAAAGUUGUCAUCAACUCCUCGUCAUCUUCCGCAGACUCCUCUACCGGAACUGCUACCGGAACUUCGACUGGCAGCUCCAAGUCCACCAAGACCGCGACGACCGGAACUGGGUUUGUGACUGCUUCUGCAACGAGCACUUCUGGCUCUAGCUCUGGCUCUGGCUCGGGAUCUAGCUCCAACGCCGAGUCCAGCCCCAGCUCGACUUCCGAAGAAACUCCUCUUCAGACCAACUCCGCUGGCUCGUCCGAUAAGCAUGUUUCUGCCGCUGCGUUUGCUGCUGUGGUUUUUGUCGGAUUCGCUGCCACCCUGUAA
Molecule: messenger RNA, 546 nt
Organism: Aspergillus melleus
Lineage: Eukaryota; Fungi; Ascomycota; Eurotiomycetes; Eurotiales; Aspergillaceae
Product: putative GPI anchored cell wall protein
Exons: 3
Coding region: 1-546 (181 amino acids)
Source: RefSeq, a predicted model, not a curated record